This is a messenger RNA of Haplochromis burtoni (Burton's mouthbrooder), 4155 nucleotides long. RefSeq names its product 5-hydroxytryptamine (serotonin) receptor 1A a (gene htr1aa). Gene Ontology annotation, molecular function: G protein-coupled serotonin receptor activity. Gene Ontology annotation, cellular component: plasma membrane. The transcript has a single exon. Gene Ontology annotation, biological process: adenylate cyclase-activating adrenergic receptor signaling pathway; regulation of hormone secretion; regulation of vasoconstriction. The record is from RefSeq and is a predicted model, not a curated record. NCBI's taxonomy places the organism in Eukaryota, Metazoa, Chordata, Actinopteri, Cichliformes, Cichlidae. The coding region runs from base 343 to 1626 and encodes 427 amino acids.
AAGGCACAAACCUCCAGGACGACCUCCUCCCGGUCUGACGUACCUAAAGCUGUUGGUAUAAAUGAAUUCACAGCGUCACCAAGCUCAGAUGAUUCGCAGUACCAGUGUGUGCACCCGGCUGUCAACACUCAUGGGCUACAACAUACACAGCCCCCUCACACGCACUCACAAGCACGUCUGCGUCAUGCGUCCUGAGAGCGACAGCACGAGCCCGGUAACUCCGAUGGACCCGGUAAAACGCACAGCGGCAGCAGCAGUCUGAGGGGGCUGACUGACUCCUGCUUAUUCUUCCACUACUCCCCACUACUUUGGGAAAAGUUUCGCUCUGAGUGUGGUUGCAUUAUGGAUUUUAUAACCACAAGCAACAACGACAGCAACGCGACCAGUGUUUACCCCAGUGGGGGGGACGUGGUUGCCGACUGGAACGGGGGUGAGAAUGGCACGGGGUCCGGGUCUCUUCCAGAUCUGAUGCUAAGUUACCAGAUUAUUACCUCAAUGCUCCUGGGGGCCCUCAUCCUCUGCUCCAUAUUUGGCAAUGCGUGCGUCGUGGCAGCCAUCGCCCUGGAGAGAUCUCUCCAGAAUGUGGCCAACUAUCUGAUCGGAUCCCUGGCCGUGACAGACCUCAUGGUAUCUGUGCUGGUCCUGCCAAUGGCGGCCCUGUAUCAGGUUUUAAACAAGUGGACUCUGGGGCAGGAGAUCUGUGAUUUAUUCAUCUCUCUGGAUGUACUGUGUUGUACAUCAUCCAUCCUGCAUCUGUGCGCAAUUGCUUUGGACAGGUACUGGGCCAUAACGGACCCUAUUGACUAUGUAAAUAAACGGACACCAAGGAGAGCUGCGUUCUUGAUUAGCGUCACUUGGCUAAUUGGUUUCUCCAUUUCUAUUCCGCCUAUGUUAGGCUGGAGAAGCGCCGAAGACAGGGCAAACCCUGACGCCUGCAUGAUCAGCCAGGACCCGGGCUACACCAUCUAUUCUACGUUUGGAGCUUUUUACAUCCCUCUUAUCCUCAUGUUAGUUCUAUACGGACGAAUAUUCAGAGCUGCUCGGUUUCGGAUUCGAAAGACAGUGAAGAAAGCAGAGAAAGCAAAAGUGUCAGAAAAGUGCUUGAGUGUGUCUCCGGCCAUCUUUCACAAGAAAACCAACGGAGAAACCGGCGGCAAAGGCUGGAAGCGCGGGGAUGAGUCUAAAUCCAGCUCUCCGUGCGUAAAUGGCGCGGUGAAGCAUGGAGACGAGGGCGAAUCAUUGGAGAUCAUAGAAGUUAUCAGCAACUCAAAGACGCACUUGCCUCUGCCCAACACUCCUCAGUCCUCCUCGCACGGCUAUGAAAACAUGAAUGAAAAGAACUCGGGGGCGAAGAGAAAGAUCGCGCUGGCCAGGGAACGUAAAACGGUGAAAACACUCGGCAUCAUUAUGGGAACUUUCAUCUUCUGCUGGCUGCCCUUUUUCAUCGUUGCACUGGUACUGCCUUUCUGUGCAGAGAGUUGCUACAUGCCCGAGUGGCUGGGCGCAGUCAUAAACUGGCUGGGCUAUUCAAACUCUCUCCUCAACCCCAUCAUAUAUGCCUACUUCAACAAAGACUUCCAAAACGCUUUCAAGAAGAUUAUAAAAUGCAAAUUCCACAGACCAUAACCAGAGUAAAAAAAAAGAAAAAAGAAAAACGUUUACGUUUAUUUAAAUGCGGAUACGUUAAUCAGAGAGCGGGGAUGUUCAGUGACUGUAUAGAAACAGCAAAAAGACAAAAAAACAACAACAACAACAAUACACAGACUUUCAUUCAGGGACAGUCCCUUUUAGUCGUGUCUUAAGGAUGGUGUAAAAAUAAUCCACCGGUGAAACAAAUCAAUAUAGAAACUUUCGCUGUUAAUGUACAAGCUCAUGUUUAUUCAGUGUUGUAGCUACAGUAUAUAGCUUAUAUGCGACGGCAGCCAUCGUUGUAUUGCCAUGCAAGACGUGUCCUGUGCUGUUUCCAUGCAUUUUAUCAUGAGGCACGCGGGGUUUCCGUCCCAUGUCAUGAGCUGUGUAGCACUGAAACAAUAAAAGCAAUCAAAGUUUGUCACGAAGAAAUAUGAGUGAAUGUUUGUUUAGAAGCAAAAACGAGAAAAGAAGAGAGCAGAGGCCCAUUAUGAAAAAUCACACUUUCACUUAUAGGACAUGGCUCGUCAUAUAUCUUCAUAUAGAUAAUAAGGAAUGAGUGAUUUUCCUAUGUUCUUGAGCACUCGAAGCAGUGGGCAACUUAUCAGUUUGCUUUGACAGGCCAACACACUGAUGAUGAUGAGUGAUGCUCAGGUUAUCAGUGCAUGGUGUAUUUAAGGUCUUAAAACAAAUGGGUAUCAAAUGAAGCCCAGUGUCUAGCCAUCAAAUCCACCUCAGAGUUGAAAGCAAAAGAAGAUGGGCAUUUUUCUUCUAAAAUGGGAACUGGUAUUGCAUUUAUGAUACGAUGCAUUCUCAAUCUCCCUGUGGCUCUUCUCAUUUUGGCCUCCUCUCUUCUCUAUUUCUGUCCCUUGAGUGUUAGAGAAAGACAGAAAAAACAACAGACUGACAGUGAAAGUAAAAUUACUCAGAGAAAAACCAAGAGAGGGAGUCUAACUCGUUUCUCUUGUAUAGGAUUGUUGUGCAGUUCUCCAUCGAGGCUUAUUGAGAACUACAUAGACAGCUUGUUACAUCAUCAACCUCAAGAAAAUCUGUGCUAAAUUUAGUCCACACACACGCACACACGUACACACACACACAUACACAUGUGUGCACACUCAUAAUAGCACAUAGUUUAGAGGGUUACUCAGAAAAAUAGGCCACAUAAUAAAAAGGGUUGCAGGAAACCUCCUCACUGUAUAACUGCUAUCAUCUAUCAAGCAAAUCUCAGACACAAAUCCACUUACAAUUGAUAGAGAGAUAAAUGCUGUCAGGCAUUAAAAGAGGAAGGAGGAAAACAACUUUCAGGAAGAAGCCCCAAUCAGGCCCGCUUCCUUCACAAGAUGGGUGGCUAUCUGAAGCAUUGCCAUGGCAACACAUCAAGCCCAAGGCAUCAAGGUUGGUCAGAUAUGAAGGCAGGCUGGCUAGGGACAGACAGGAAUGUGAGACAUACAGUAGCAUGACAGUUUACAGGUGACACCUGUGGCAUGACAAGUUAGCUGAUACUCUGCUGGGUGAUCGUAUGUGAGAUAAAAUUACAGUGUAUCUAAUUUUUAUCACUGCAAGGAGCCUUUUCACCAAGGAUUGCUUUUUAAGUUGGGAUUUUCACUUUAAAAUAUCUUGAAUAAUUCCAGUGAAAAUUAGAACUUUCUUUCCUCUACCUUCUCUUACAUUCUUCUCACAAACUUGCCUCUCUUUUUGAGACUAUGUUAGUGAUUCAAAAAAGUUUUAUUAUUUGUUUUAAUACCAAUGCAAAGAAUGCUGGUGUAUCAACAGCUAAUGAAUGAAAUAUAAUCCAUUAAAACAGCUGCAGUCCCACUUGAGGAUAUUUGAUCACAUGCAUGGAAAGAAACAGCACAUUGUUUUGUAAACCCCCAUUUUUACACACGUAAAAGUAAUAAAGGUCUAACAUAUGGGCCAAUUGUUGAAUUUAAUUUAAGGCUUGCAGUUACAUCUCACGACCUUCAUUAAUUAAUGUACAUUGCAGUGGUAGUACUAUGGUACUAGUACAAGAAAGCAGUAGUCAAAUAAAUGAAGACUCUAUCAAAUAAUAAUGAUUAUAAGCAAUUAAUAAAUAUAUUUUCUAGAUAUAAUAAAUAUCUUGCAAAGAAUGAAUAAAAACAAAACAAAAAUGCACUUUAUUUUUCAUUUUAUUUGAGGAAUGUUUUAUAUGAGGAAGCGCAUAUCAAUACCGCACACCUACUGCUGCACUGUAAAGUAACAGUUACCAGGCUUGUUUAUGAGUAAGAGAAAACACACUCAUAGUGUGGAGAACGCUGCUUUUGCUUGUAUGUGUAAAAUCUGGUGGUUUUUAAAAGGGAACUGACAACACAGGCCAAUAAAAUUUAUUUCACAUAAGUGAUCAAGUAUUAAAUCAAAAUUGUGAAACCGAAAUGUAUUCUCAGUCUUUUGCCUGUCUCUGUGAUGCAUUGAUUAUUGUUCUGAUAACUGAUAUUAUGUCAUCAUAAAUGAUGAUGGAUGAUUAAGGCUUGUAUGCCAAAAACACAGGGGAGGGCUUUGUUUUAGGUU